This is a messenger RNA of Sesamum indicum (sesame), 1659 nucleotides long. Its product is annotated as protein RETARDED ROOT GROWTH-LIKE. NCBI's taxonomy places the organism in Eukaryota, Viridiplantae, Streptophyta, Magnoliopsida, Lamiales, Pedaliaceae. The record is from RefSeq and is a predicted model, not a curated record.
CUGGAGCGAAGAGCACAUAAGGGAGGGAGCAUUCAACGUCUCCUGAAUUCCUACACAAAGCAAUGUACGCAGAGCAGCAGAAGCAGAAACGUUGAGAAAUGAGGCUCUUAAUGCUCACUUCCCGCACCAAAGCCAUUCUCACAAUCCCCACCCGCACCUCCUCGCGAAGCCUCUCCACGCUCUCCCGGAAACCUAAUUCUAACCCCAAUUUCUCCUUCUCGAUUGUCUUCCGAUGGGAAUCAGUUUCUUCACAGUCUUCCUGGUCGUUUCUGCAUCGGAGCCCUGGGUUCGCCGUGCCGAAAUGCGUGUCCUCAAUUUCGUCGUCCGCUGCGAGUACGGUGGAGUGGAAUGACGCCGUCACAGGCUCGGAGAUUGGUGGAGUGGUGGGGUUGGAGGAGGAGGAUGAGAUUAAUGAGGCUUCCACUACUUCUAUUCCCGUUAGAGCUUAUUUCUUCUCCACUAGCGUGGAUUUGAGGAGCUUGGUGGAGCAGAAUAAACAGAAUUUUAUUCCGCCUUCAUCUAGAAUGACUAAUUACGUGGUUCUGCGAUUUGGUGAUUUGAAACCUGACCCUAAUGGUUUGGGAUCUAGUUUAGGUGGAAAUGAUUGCUGUUACAUGGUAGUUUUCCAGUACGGCUCCAUUGUCCUAUUCAAUGUCCGUGACCAUGAAGUUGAUGGAUAUCUAAAAAUUGUAGAAAGGCACUCUUCAGGAUUGCUACCUGAGAUGAGAAAGGAUGAAUAUGAGGUGCGGGAGAAGCCAACUUUGAGUACAUGGAUGCAAGGUGGUCUUGAUUACAUAAUGCUGCAGUACCUAAACAUUGAUGGGAUCCGUACGAUUGGUAGUGUUCUUGGUCAAAGUAUUGCUCUUGAUUAUUACGUUCGUCAGGUUGAUGGAAUGGUUGCAGAAUUUACUGACAUCAAUCGGGGAAUGGAAAAAACUGGCACCUUUACAAUGGAACGAAAAAAGCUCUUCCAACUGGUUGGAAAGGCAAAUUCAAAUCUUGCUGAUGUAAUUCUUAAGCUUGGGCUUUUCGAGAGAUCAGAUAUCGCGUGGAAGGAUGCUAAAUAUGCUCAGAUUUGGGAGUACCUCAGGGAUGAAUUCGAAUUAACUCAGAGAUUCGCAAGCCUUGAUUUCAAGUUGAAAUUUGUAGAGCAUAACAUUCGUUUCCUUCAAGAGAUUCUCCAGAAUAGGAAAUCAGAUUUCCUCGAGUGGCUGAUUAUCAUCCUAAUAGGUGCUGAAAUCCUCAUAUCCGUGUACGACAUUGCUCAUAAAUCGUCAAUCACAUCUUUAUAGAAUCCCCCCUUGAUCAUUUCAAAGAUACGUACCACGCCUCAUCCUGAUUCCGGAUUGGAUAUUUGUACAUACUACUACAAAAAUUAGCAUGCUCUUUAUAUGCAAACUGGUUACAGAUAGUUAUUUCCCUUGUAAAUCUUGACCCGUAGCCCCUAUAUUUUCACCACCACGAAUUUGUACAAGUUUUGAAUUCUGUAAUUCAUUUGCUGUCUAAAGGAAAUUGAACUCUUCUCCCCUCUGAGGUUAAAGAAAUUUGUGGUUGUUAGUGUGGCCCUUUCUUACAAGUAUGUCUAGAUGCAGAACAAGGCUGUAACUUCCUCAAUGCUUUUCGUGUAAUCUAGUGUUUCACCAAGAUUGUACUUCUCAA